Molecule: messenger RNA, 162 nt
Organism: Colletotrichum paranaense
Lineage: Eukaryota; Fungi; Ascomycota; Sordariomycetes; Glomerellales; Glomerellaceae
Exons: 1
Coding region: 1-162 (53 amino acids)
Source: RefSeq, a predicted model, not a curated record
AUGACACAAUCGGAAUUGCCAAUAGCUUCGUUCGGUCCAUGUCCCUCACCCUCCCCUGCUCAUGCUGGCCGCCCCCCGGUAACGAGGAGCGAGCAAAAGCCCGUCGCAAACCGCUUCGAGUUGCUCCUUCGUACGAAGAUCUCGCACGCCAAAGCUGUGUAG